Sander lucioperca (pikeperch) is the source of this 4886-nucleotide messenger RNA. RefSeq names its product fibrinogen C domain containing 1 (gene fibcd1b). The coding region runs from base 907 to 2382 and encodes 491 amino acids. The record is from RefSeq and is a predicted model, not a curated record. Lineage: Eukaryota; Metazoa; Chordata; Actinopteri; Perciformes; Percidae. The transcript has 8 exons.
CAUAUCAAGCAUACAUCUUCCACAAUCUGCUGCUGUUUGGGUUGCAGUGGAAUAGGAGGGUCUACGGUGCGGUGGAAGUGAAGUAGCAGGCGGGUUGGCAGUGGCACAGCAGUUAAAGGCAGGGCGGCACAGGGAAGGAACACUGCUUUGGAGCGCGGCGUGCGUACCGAAGGGACGCGUUGAUUGACAGUACGAGGCACGGAGCGCCCCGUGCGGCACACAAACGGAGCACACUAAUCUCCCGUACUCGUCUUGUCAAAGGCAUCUCUGCCAGAUCAGCCUGGCGCAAAUAAAGGAGGCUUCAUCCAUCCAUUGGACUCGGUAUUUGGAGUCUUCUUGCCGAAUGAACGAGAAAAAGGAACGCGGCAGCUCUGCGACCCUAUUCCAUCCUCUUUACCUGUUCAGUCAUAACUGGUCACAGUUUUCUGGGCUAACCUGGCGUCUUAAAGUAUCCUGGAAACGGGAGUGGAUGGAUGUCAGGUUGCACUUUGCAAUCUGUGCCAAAAGAAGAUUUUCUCGGUUCUUUUUUUUAAUGGAGUAAAAAGGACUGCGACUUGCUUUCGGGAUCUUUUUGGGGGUUCAUUUUUGUUUUUCUGUUAAAUUCCACAUAAUUGCGAUGCGUUUGCGAGUCAAGUUACACACACUGGAGCCUGUAAGCACACCUUUUCAUUCUUUCAAAUUGGAAUAACGGCCAGAUCAGGAGACUCUCGGGAGGAAUUUUGGUGCGUAAUUUGUGCGGUGUGUGCGGUUGUUGAGCCGCAAAAGUAGUUGCGCCUCCCUUCUUUUCUUUUUCUUUUUUAACAUUAAAUACCCCAAUUUACAUGGAGUAGGCUUAAGCACAGGUACAGACUUAUUCUCUGUCGCCUGGAACAAACAGGCGGAUCUGAUGCGCAGAUUCUCCGUAGGAUGGUAAAUGACCAAUGGGGAAUCAUGAACAGCUCUUCUGAACUCGAAGAUGGGACUCGGCAUAAAAACCAGACGUUCUGUGAGUGUGUGCCCAGCUCCUCCCAGCUCAAACAUCGCUGGUCAGACUCAGAAACUGCCAGGGAGACCCCAGCCAAGAGGAUGAGCUGCAGCUACCUGCUCUGCACUAUCCUGCUCUUCGUGGCUGUUUUGCUGGCUGUCACUGUAACUGGCACCAUCCUUUUUAUGAAUCACUACCAAGCCCCACCCAUGUCUGAUGGCCUACCCCACAUCUCGACCAAUCAGGAUGAAGCCAAUGCCCUGGUCACCGUUGAGAGAGGCGAUGGCUCUCGUAUCAACAUCUUCAUCGACCCAAACUGUCCCGACUACAACAGUAACUUUUUGCGCCUGGAGGGUGUGCAGACGUCACUGCUCCACUCACUAACUGACCACGACUCUGACCUGAAGUCCGUGAAAGGCCAGGAUCGGGCUCUUCUUGUCAGUCUGGCUGAGGAGGUGGCCAAGCUGUCAGCCCACGCGGGGCAACUGAAAAUGGACUAUGAAUCCUUACGCAGGGGGCAGGGCAGCCUGGGGCAAGACCUCAACACACUGCAGACGGAGCAGGGACGCCUCAUACAGCUGCUGUCAGACAGUCAAAUCAACAUGGUGAAGGUAGUGAACUCAGUGAGUGAUGCGCUUAACGCCAUGCAGAAGGAGAAUGUGGGCCUGAAGGCGCGUGUCAAGGCUGACUUGCAGAGGGCACCAGUCAGAGGGGCUCGUUUCAAGGGCUGCGCCAAUGGCUCGCGUCCCCGUGACUGCGGUGAUCUGUACAACGGUGGUCAAAGAGAGGACGGCAUCUACUCUGUGUUUCCUGUUCACCACCCGGCAGGCUUCCAGGUCUACUGUGACAUGACCACAGACGGAGGAGGAUGGACGGUGAUCCAGCGCAGGGAGGAUGGGUCAGUAAACUUCUUCAGAGCCUGGGAGUCCUAUCGUGAGGGAUUUGGCAAGAUCACUGGUGAACACUGGCUCGGGCUGAAGCAGAUCCAUGCCCUGUCCAUCCAGGGGAACUAUGAGCUACGUAUCGACUUGGAGGACUUUGAAAAUAGCACCGCUUAUGCCCAGUAUGGAACCUUUGGAGUGGGCCUCUUCUCAGUAGACCCUGAUGAUGAUGGAUAUCCUUUGACUGUGGGAGACUAUUCUGGCAAUGCAGGUGACUCUCUGCUGAAGCACAAUGGGAUGAAGUUCACCACCAAAGACCGGGAUAACGACCACUCGGAGAACAACUGCGCCUCCUUCUACCAUGGUGCCUGGUGGUACCGCAACUGCCACACCUCCAACCUUAACGGCCAGUACCUGCGCGGCCAGCACACCUCCUACGCCGAUGGCAUCGAGUGGUCCUCCUGGACUGGCUGGCAGUACUCCCUCAAGUUCUCCGAGAUGAAGAUACGACCUACCCGUGAUCCAGAGAAUAAAUAAGAUAGACGAGGAGAAAGGAGAAAAAAAGAAGAUGUUUUUUUAAACAUUUCAAACCACAAUUUCUGACAGCUAGGCGGAGUUACUCGUCCUGAUAUUGUUUAUUCACUAAAACAUAACGCCUUUGAGUUUAUUUGACUCUGCUGUUUGCCUCCUGAUGUCUCGCUCCCUUUUUUCUCCUUUUCCCCCCCAUCACUCAGCUACUAGUGUCAUGCUGGCUACCGUUGUCUUUCCCCCUUUGUCCCUUUCUUUUGAAAAAAAAUAUGGCAUCAUGCAACCAUCAUCAUACGUAUUUUUUUAAUCAUUCACUUCACAAAAACAGCAAACCAUAGCUUCGAACCCACAGUCCACUGCGCUAGCUUUACUCAGUCUGACAUGGUGGUCCAAGCAUCGCCUGCUGGACCACACACCAGUAAUUCACUCCUGACAUGUAACUCUGACCUCCCAUCUGUGCUGACAUGGCACUUCGAUUGUGUUUCAGUCUCACUGCCCAUUGCUGUUUAAUCUGUGAAUAGAGAGGGUUGCUCCAAAUAUAGUAGACACGGACAAACCUUUCACAAAAUAUGGAAAGGGGAUAAAAAUUCUCUACAAAGGAAGUCCAGAGUUUCACCAGUGAGAAGGGACAGUGCAGUGGUACACUACGUCACAUUUACAUCCUUGAUCUGUGUGAAUGAGACCCUGCAGGGUAGUGGCAAAAAGUGCAGGGCCUCAGAUAAUCAGAGGGAGACCGAGACGGAGAGAACGAGGAAACAAUUUGACAAGAGUUAAUUUAGUCGAAGGAAAGGGGGGCAGAGUGAAUCAAAGGGGAAGUGAGGAAGUGGAAGAAGAGGUGUAAAAAGGAUGAAAAAGAAAAAUGAGAAAAAGAACGAGACAACGGAGGAUCUCAUUCAUCUGACUUGGGCCAUUAGGGAGCAUAUUGGGCACUUUGUCUGAUCUGCCUGCCAGCUGAGUACUGGCCAACUGAUGCAGCACUCACAGAUGGUAACCCAGCACUUUGUGUGUGUAUGUGUGCGUGUAUGUGUGUGUGUGUGUGUCUACAAAGAGAGACAGACAGACAGAGUUCUCUAACAUUAUCAAUUUCCUGUCAUGAGUUCAGUAGAGCGUCUCGACUGACUACAAUGUUUAGCACAGAUGGACUAAACAUGAUGCAUGGCUGGCAUACCUUCACACUCUCCAUUUAAGUAGUUAACAUGAAAUAACAAAGCCUGUAAUGUAUGUUGAUGUAAUAGGAAGGAAAAGAUGUUGAGAACUAUUGGAAGGAGACCAAUGUGAUCACAGAAUGAAAGAGGAGUCAAAGACUGCAAAGACUGCAUCAUACCUUCCCCAGUCGAUCUUUUUUCUUGGACCUGUUGAGGAAAUAUUACUUUUUUUUUGCCCCCAUUCCCACCAUUUUGGUUUGUCCUCUGUUUUGUAUUUUUUCUCCUUUUCAGGUGAUUGUAGGAUUUAUUUGUGUGACACAGUUUCUCUUGUCAUGCAAAGGAUGAGAAAGUUGCUGUAAAUUAAGAUUUGACGCUUUCAACUGCUGUCUUCUGAGUAGGUAUUAUGGCAAAAACAAUUUCCUAAAGCAAAAAAAAAAAAGAAUAACGGAAAAAGAAAAAAAAAAUGUAAUGAAGAAAAAACACAAAGGCAGGAAAUAGUGCAAUCCUCAUUUUCCAUCUCUUAUUUUUUUUGAGUCGGUGAAUCGACUUUUCUUUCACUUCAUCAAGUUUAUUUGGAUGUACUAAAAGCUUUAAAAAUAUCUGUAGAUUUUAUUGUACAGUGUGUAUGACUUUUAGAGCAUGUGAAGUUGUUUUCUUACUAUGCUAAAACACAAAGAGUACUCAAGCACAUGGACUCUUCAAAAUCCACUGGAAAAAAAGAAGAAAAAAAGAAGUAAAUGAAGUGAAUCAAGAAGUAUUUAAAGAACUUUUUCCCUUCCUCUAUCUAAACAACAAGCGGGAGUGGCCCCUGCUGCUCUGAAGGUUGGAUGUGAGUGAAGAGGAGGAAUGAGAGUAUCCCUAAAGCACAUGCCCAUUCAAAUCUGCAGCACAAAUAUAAAUCUUUAACGGAAGCACAACAUGAUGGAGAUUUUAAACCUCUAGGCACAUUAGCUGCCUUGCUGGACAUAUGUGAUCUUUCUGACAUCUUGGCUUUGGAAAGUCCUGUGGCACUGGGAGACACUUUUGAAUGUGUGCUGAAGGGUGUUACCCUAGCUGACAGUGUGUUAAUGUGUAUAGCACUUAAAACAUCUGUGAAUUUGUCUGUCAUCACUGGUGCUAGGAAGGAUCUCCCAUUGCUGCAUGCGUCUCUGCAGCACCGCGGCUGUGCGCAUACAGCUACUCGUCAUGUCUCGGUGGACUGCUGCCACCUCUUCGUCACCAUAAAAGCACAGACACAUGUUACAAAUACUUGCUGAUGUUAUUAUGAAACAGAGUAUGAGGUUUGAUAAUGUCAGAGGAAAUCGAAAAUUUAAAAACAAGAUGGAAAUGUAUAAAGGUCACUCAAGAAGAAGGAACGUGUGUGUGUGU